Dryobates pubescens (Downy woodpecker) is the source of this 857-nucleotide messenger RNA. RefSeq names its product hydroxysteroid 17-beta dehydrogenase 10 (gene HSD17B10). Gene Ontology annotation, biological process: estrogen metabolic process; androgen metabolic process; fatty acid metabolic process. The record is from RefSeq and is a predicted model, not a curated record. Lineage: Eukaryota; Metazoa; Chordata; Aves; Piciformes; Picidae. Bases 29 to 811 code for a protein of 260 amino acids. The transcript is spliced from 6 exons. Gene Ontology annotation, cellular component: mitochondrion. Gene Ontology annotation, molecular function: estradiol 17-beta-dehydrogenase [NAD(P)+] activity.
CCCAUUGGCUGAGGGCAGCGGCAGGACGAUGGCGACGAUCCGCAGCGUGAAGGGGGCGGUGGCGCUGGUGACCGGCGGCGCCUCGGGGCUGGGGCUGGCCACGGCGCAGCGCCUGGUGGAGCAGGGGGCUCGGGUGGUCCUCCUCGACCUGCCCUCCUCCCCCGGGGCCCAGCGGGCGCAGGAGAUGGGCGACGCCUGCGCCUUCGCCCCCGCCGACGUGACCUCGGCCGAGGAGGUUGGGGCUGCCCUGGCCCUGGCCCGGCAGAAGUUCGGCCGCCUGGACCUGGCCGUGAGCUGCGCCGGGGUCGGGGUCGCCAUCAAGACCUACAACAGCAAGAAGGACACCGUGCACAGCCUGGAGGACUUCCAGAGGGUCAUCAAUGUGAACCUGGUGGGCACCUUCAACGUGGCACGGCUCAGUGCCCAGCUGAUGAGCCAGAACCAGCCUGACCCCCAGGGGCACCGCGGGCUGCUGGUGCACACUGCCAGCGUGGCAGCCUUCGAGGGACAGGUGGGCCAAGCUGCUUACUCAGCCUCCAAGGGUGGCAUUGUGGGCAUGACCCUGCCCCUGGCACGUGACCUGGCACCACUGGGCAUCAGAGUGGUCACUAUCGCCCCAGGACUGUUCUCAACGCCGCUGCUGGCAGGGCUGCCCCCGAAGGUGCAGAGCUUCCUGGCACAGCAGGUGCCCUUCCCCCAGCGCCUGGGGCACCCCCAGGAGUUUGCCCACCUGGUGCAGGCCCUGGCAGAGAACCCCAUGGUGAACGGAGAGGUCGUGCGGCUGGACGGUGCCCUGCGCAUGCAGCCCUGAGCCCUGCCCACCCGGGGGGGCAUCACCCACCCUGGGCAGUGCCCAC